Molecule: messenger RNA, 925 nt
Organism: Balaenoptera acutorostrata (minke whale)
Lineage: Eukaryota; Metazoa; Chordata; Mammalia; Artiodactyla; Balaenopteridae
Product: protein RER1-like
Exons: 2
Coding region: 1-813 (270 amino acids)
Biological process (GO): protein retention in ER lumen; retrograde vesicle-mediated transport, Golgi to endoplasmic reticulum
Cellular component (GO): Golgi membrane
Source: RefSeq, a predicted model, not a curated record
AUGGAGUCAAGCCCUGUUCCUGGAGACUUCAUCAAGUUCCUCCCCGUUUGUGGUUCUGUCUAUAUGAGAUGGCAGAGGAGGGGAGGGAGAGAAAGAAAAACAGCACUUCCAGGUGCUCGGCUGCCUCUUCCCAGACCGAGCGAAGCGCCCGCGUGGCCGCCACCCACGUCCUCCUUCCCGCGGCCCUCAGGAGACCGCGCUUGGCGGCAGUGGACCGCCAGCAGGUCCAAAGGUGACAGUGUGGGAGAUUCCGUCCAUGGGAAACCUUCCGUGGUGUACAGAUUUUUCACAAGUCUUGGACAGGUCUAUCAGGCCUGGCUGGACAAGUCUACUCCAUACACGCCUGUGCGAUGGGUGGUGACGCUGGGCCUGAGCUUCAUCUACAUGAUCCGAGUUUACCUGCUGCCAGGUUGGUACAUCGUGACCUACGCCUUGGGAAUCCACCAUCUAAAUCUCCUUAUAGCUUUCCUUUCGCCAAAAGUGGAUCCUUCCUUAAUGGAAGAUUCAGACGAUGGCCCCUCGUUACCAACCAAACAGAAUGAGGAGUUCCAGUCCUCCAUUCAAAGGCUCCCAGAGUUUAAAUCCUGGCACGUGGUGACCAAGGGCAUCCUGGUGGCCAUGGUCUGCACCUUCUUUGAGGCAUUCAACGUCCCGGUGUUCUGGCCCAUCCUGGUGAUGUACUUCAUCAUGCUCUUCUGUAUCACGAUGAAGAGGCAAAUAACGCACAUGAUCGAGCACCGGUACAUCCCGUUCACGCACGGCAAGAAGACAUACAAGGGGAAGGAGGACACGGGCAAGACGUUCGCCAGCUAGACGCGGCCGCCCUCCGCGGGCCCAGGACGGCCACGAGUUGCUGUGACGGCGCCUUCUUUCCUCACAUAAAGUAGUUGAUUACAAGGGAGUUAUUUUCUUUUUGAAAAGGAGC